UUUGCUGGGUAUUUUUGCUGUAAUAGUUCCAUUGUUUCUAGUCCUUACACUGGACAUCCCAAGUCUCUGCACACUGUUUCCGUUUUCCGCUGAAGUCCCUCUGUAUUUUUUUUCUCCAAAUGCUCCAAUUUCCCCCCCAAUUUAAACUUAUUUUGCUCACCCUCCCCCUCCCUCCUCUACUCCUCAUCCACCCAGAACCAGUGUGGAGAUGAGCGAGUGUGAAUCACCGGAGCCUAGCCCCCAGUCCCAACCGGGGCUUGGAGCUUUAAUCGCGGACAGAGCUUUCUUGACUUCUCGGAAGGGUUUGCUGCUGGCCGCCGAGGUGCUGUUGUCCUUUAUCAUCUUCAUCUGCUACCUGGCAUCGUCCGUGGUCUUCCUCUUCACCGCGCCGCUCAUCGAGUUCCUGCUCGCUCUGACCGCAUACUACCUCUACGUGACCAAGUUUGUCGAGCGCUUUAAUGGCUUUCACUGCCCUCUCAUCGAUUUCCUCCGCUGCACCACCGCUGCCCUCAUCUUCUUUGCUAUCUCGAUUUACGCCGUCACAAUGAGUGGCGCGGGCUCGAAGGCAGCGGGCAUCUUUGGGUUCGUGGCCACCGUUGUCUUUGCCUUUGAUUUCUACGGCAUCUUCAACCAGCUGGUGAUCUUCAUCAACCCACAGGAGCUGCCCACCCACACCGCCACCAUCAGGAAGACCACAGGGGAAGAUGCGGUGCCUUCAGACUCCGACAGCGAGUGAACGGCCGGGACAGUUCGAUCCUCGUGUGCCCGUGAGACCAGCGGCAUGUCUACAACAAACCUCACCUGUGUAGGUCACCCCCACAGCCCCCCCUCCCUGUGGACAGUACAGGCUGGGAGGUUCCUCCCCCCUCACCCUGAUAACAGGUCAGAUAUGUCACUGUGUCAUCCACGGAUCCCUGUUGCAACAAUGACUCACUCCCAGGGAUCUACAGACCUGACCCACCCAGGUCAAUGAUCCCACUGCUCCGUGUGGUCCCAACUAUUCCUCUGCUGCCUGUCAGUGUUGUCUUUACAAGUCUCGCUCCUAACUCCAACUCACCACUACAUCAUGUUUGAGACGUGUAGUAGAUACGCUCUUGAUUCAACAGGAAGGUUUCACUCUGGUACGGGGGGGCAUCAGUGAUUCCUCACUCAUCCUGUGUUCCUCUGCAUUGGUGAGACCACAGGCAAAUUAUCCAAUAAAAUUAAUUUGUUCAAAA
Amblyraja radiata (thorny skate) is the source of this 1217-nucleotide messenger RNA. Its product is annotated as CKLF-like MARVEL transmembrane domain-containing protein 3. Gene Ontology annotation, cellular component: membrane. The transcript has 5 exons. The record is from RefSeq and is a predicted model, not a curated record. The coding region runs from base 209 to 736 and encodes 175 amino acids. Lineage: Eukaryota; Metazoa; Chordata; Chondrichthyes; Rajiformes; Rajidae.